AUGGCUGAGUCUCAGCAGAGCCAAGAGGGCAGCACAGGGGGCACUCAUUGCCUCGAAGCUGACUCUGUUGGUUUUGAGGAUGACCAUGAUCAGACUGCACAAGAAAUACCAGUGAAUGAAGUGCCAGAGAAUGAAGGUCUUUCUCCCACAGGCGUCACAGACAGGAUGUUUUUCAUUGAAUUAGCCAACAAGCAACUGUGAACCAUCUCACUGGGGGUCUUGAGUCUAGAAUAUCUGGAAGAAGUGCACAUGGAAGAGAACCUGAUUGUAAGCAUCCCCAGAGACAUCAAUUGCCUGAGGCACAUGAAGGUCCUCUAUUUGGGUCAGAAUCACAUAUAGGACAUAUGUGAAGAACUGAGGAAGCUGAAAUAUCUUCUGAGCUUAGAUUUAAGUAACAAUCCCCUCUCCUGUAGUUCGCUACCAGUUAUCAGCAAGUUACAGUCCCUUCAUCAGCUCAGGCUCUAUAAAACAAACUUGCACAAAAUCCCAGUGCAGAUCUGUGAACACCUCCAUCAUGUUGAACUGCUUGGCCUUUCUGACAAUAAUCUCAAGCGUCUGCCUAAAAAAAUAGUGAACCUGAAAAAACUCAAGGAAAUUUACCUCCAGAAAAAUAGAUUUGAAGAUUUUUCUAGGGAGCUUUGUCAUAUUGCUAAUUUAGAAAUAAGAGAUAUGGAACAGAAUCUGAUCAGUCUCAUCCCAGAAGAGGUAGGCUUUUUGACAAACUUAGUUAAGCUAAUUUUAGCUUUUAAUAACUUAUCCUCCAUUCCUCCUACACCGCAACACUGCCAGAAGCUGGCUGUGCUGGAUCUGUCUCAUACUCUCCUGCACAAGCUUCCCCCAGGUCUGAAGAAACUCAGAAAUGAGAGUACUCUGUCUGCUAACAGCCUGGACAAGUUCCUACACCAGAUCUGCUGCUGGCCGUCCUUUUGCCGUGUUUAUCUGAGGAACACCAGACUGGGCACAGUACCCAGGUCCUUCACCAGAUUAACCCCCGUCAGGAUACUAGAUCUGAGUGAAAAUUGCUUUGUUGAGAUUCCUAAAGGAGUAUGUACUAUGAAAAACCUGGAAGUAUUGGCCCUGGAUGACAAUCAGAUACGGGAGAUACCUGCGGAGGUGAAAGAACUGACAAAUUUGAAAUGCCUUAGCCUGUCUGAAAACCAAUUCAAUAUCUUUCCAAAGGAAAUCUUUCUCCUGGAGUCGCUAGAGAGAUUAUACCUGGGCUAAGGUAAAGAAAUUAAAUUCACAAGUCUGCCAGAGGACAUCAGCAAAUGGCAGAAUCUGAAAGAACCGCAUAUGGUGAAUAAUUGUCCAGCAUACCUGCCCACAGCCAUCGGCUCAUUGACCCACUUGAAAACACCUGGCUGUCGCAACAAUCUCCUUAAACAGCUCUCAGACUCUGUAAGCCAAAUACAAGGUUUGCAAAAACUGCUCGUUCAGAAAAACUCACCUUCCCAGCUGCCCAAGGAUUUGGACAGUCUUCAGCAGCUGGAGCUGGUCCUUGUGGAUGGGAACCCUAUGACAGACCCUCCGACUGAAGUGUGCUGUCGGGGGGCAUCUGCCAUCUGGGAACACUUAUGGGAAAAAAGGUGUAAAAAGGUGAUGAACUUAAAGAUCCAAAGUUUGUGGCGUGGGUUGAUGAACCAGAAGGGGAUCGGACCUUUCUUGACACUUAAGAACCUAACAAAAAAAAAAAAAAAAAAAGGAAAAGAAAGCAAACGGAAAGGCAAAAGAGAAGCCUGCAAAAGGAUUAAAAGCCAAAAAGUGAUAUUUGGGCAGUAA
Molecule: messenger RNA, 1779 nt
Organism: Charadrius vociferus (killdeer)
Lineage: Eukaryota; Metazoa; Chordata; Aves; Charadriiformes; Charadriidae
Gene: LRRIQ4
Product: leucine-rich repeats and IQ motif containing 4
Molecular function (GO): protein binding
Source: RefSeq, a predicted model, not a curated record